GAGAAUACCUACGUCAAUUUGUAUAUAAUUUUUAUAGAAUUUUUUAUAUUCUAAAUCUAUUUGAAGUAUUUCGUGAUAACAGAAUAGUUUAUAAAACAUGACAUCCAUUUAUCCUAACUAUAGUUCCUUUCCUGUGUUGACGUUCUCAGGAGGUACUGUAAUCAUGAGAUUAGGUCUAUUCGUUUUAUUUUGUGUAACCAGCACUGCGUUGGCUGGAACAUACACAGAUCGUUUUUUAACACAAUACAGAAAAAUCCAUGACUCAAACAAUGGCUACUUUUCAAAAGAAGGAAUACCAUACCACUCCGUUGAAACUCUUAUCGUAGAAGCUCCAGAUCAUGGUCACGAAACUACUUCUGAAGCCUACAGUUACUAUGUUUGGUUGGAGGCAGUAUACGGCAAAGUAACUGGAGAUUUUUCAAGUUUCAAUAACGCUUGGAACAACUUGGAAACAUACAUUAUACCUGUGUAUAGCAGUCAGCCUACAAAUAGUUUUUAUACUCCCGGUCAUCCAGCAACGUUCAUUCCAGAACAAGAUGAUCCUAGUCAAUAUCCAUCACAAAUCGACUCAAGCGUACCAGUUGGACAAGAUCCCCUACAUCAAGAGUUAGUCAAUGCUUAUGGUUCACAUGAAGUCUAUGGAAUGCAUUGGCUUCUUGAUGUUGACAACAUCUAUGGUUUUGGUAAUACACCAGGAAAUUGCAAUCUUGGUCCAAGUGCUGGAGGACCAUCUUACAUUAACAGUUACCAAAGAGGUUCAAUGGAGUCUGUAUGGAGAACAAUUCCCCAACCAACGUGUGACAAUUUUAGAUUUGGUGGUAACCAUGGUUUCCUAGACUUGUUUACAAAAGAUAAUAGUUAUGCUCAACAAUGGAAAUUUACCAAUGCACCUGAUGCUGAUGCUAGAGCCAUUCAAGCCGCUUAUUGGGCUGGUCAGUGGGCACAACAAAGUGGACAACUGGGAACAAUUCAAGGCACUCUUGCUAAAGCAGCUAAAAUGGGAGAUUAUCUUCGAUAUGCCCUGUUUGACAAAUAUUUUAAACAAGUUGGAAACUGUGAUAACCGAUGGAGUUGUCCUGGAGGUUAUGGUAAAAGCAGUGCUCACUAUUUAUUAGGCUGGUACUACGCCUGGGGAGGUUCUGUUGAUACUAAUGGCGGUUGGGCAUGGCGUAUUGGAGACAGCGCUGCUCAUUUCGGUUACCAAAAUCCAUUGGCUGCUUAUGCGUUAGCUAAUGAUCCCAACCUUAGACCAAAAGGAGCUACUGCUGUAUCUGAUUGGCAAACAUCUCUCGAAAGACAACUUGAAUUUUACGAAUGGCUACAAUCAGCCGAAGGAGCAUUCGCAGGAGGAGCCACUAAUAGCAUUAAUGGUCAUUAUGAUAGUCCCUCUAGCGAUUUGACAGCAAAUACCUUCCACGGCAUGUACUACGAUUGGGAACCUGUUUAUCACAACCCUCCAUCCAAUCGAUGGUAUGGAAUGCAAUCUUGGUCAGUAGAUCGUUUGGCCCAAUACUACUAUGUCACCGGCGAUUCUAAAGCAAAAUCUGUCUUAGAUAAGUGGGUUAAUUGGAUCCUGAAGGAAACAACUAUUGAAGCUGGCAAAAGCUUCAAACUUCCCAGCCAGUUAUCUUGGAGUGGAAACCCACCAAACGUUCACUGUACCAUCAAUGCUUAUACUACGGAUGUUGGUAGUGCAUCUGGUACUGCUAGAACCUUAGCUUACUACGCAGCCAAAGCUAACCACGCACAAGCUAAAGAAGUCGCUAAAGAAAUUUUGGACAUCAUGUGGAACAACUUCCAAACCAGCAAAGGAGUAUCCUCACCAGAAGUCGCUGAUACCUACACCCAGUUUAACGAGCCUGUGUUUGUGCCAAACGGAUGGUAUGGAACUUAUCCCAAAGGAGAUGUUAUUCAAAGUGGCGCUACCUUCCUUAGCCUUAGAUCUUGGUACAAGAGUGAUCCAGACUGGAAUAAAGUACAAACUUAUCUUAAUGGUGGAUCAGCUCCAACUUUCACUUACCAUCGUUUUUGGGCUCAGGCUGAUAUUGCCAUUUCUAAUGGAGUAUAUGGAAUAUUAUUUAAUGAAUAAGAACGUACUGUAAUUUAUAUGUAUAAUAAAACUUAUGAAAAACAA
Diabrotica virgifera virgifera (western corn rootworm) is the source of this 2134-nucleotide messenger RNA. Its product is annotated as exoglucanase B. Gene Ontology annotation, biological process: cellulose catabolic process. Lineage: Eukaryota; Metazoa; Arthropoda; Insecta; Coleoptera; Chrysomelidae. Bases 98 to 2089 code for a protein of 663 amino acids. Gene Ontology annotation, molecular function: cellulase activity. The transcript has 3 exons. The record is from RefSeq and is a predicted model, not a curated record.